Messenger RNA from Coccinella septempunctata (seven-spotted ladybird), 3370 nucleotides. Its product is annotated as protein dead ringer. Gene Ontology annotation, biological process: regulation of transcription by RNA polymerase II. The transcript has 9 exons. NCBI's taxonomy places the organism in Eukaryota, Metazoa, Arthropoda, Insecta, Coleoptera, Coccinellidae. Gene Ontology annotation, cellular component: nucleus. Gene Ontology annotation, molecular function: DNA binding. The record is from RefSeq and is a predicted model, not a curated record. Bases 273 to 1910 code for a protein of 545 amino acids.
CUUCAACGACUCCGGUCUGUAUUGUUCCCAACUCGAGUACGGUUGUGUUUGUAGUGUUACCCACCACUUAGUUUGUUGAUAUCAAUGACCUAACCUGAAAAUUUUUGUGUACAAACAUUCGACUUGUUCGAUUUUCGUGAUUGUUUUGUGCCGUUGUCUGUGUACGUCGCGUUGAAGCCUAUUAUUUUUGUGACUGUAGAGUGCCGGUAGCAUUCUGCAAUUCGAGGACCUAUCAGAGAAUUCGUCUGAAAACUGAAAAACAGGUGCCCAUUAUGGACAUGGAGCAGCAAGAACGAGAAAGCGAAAUGGGGGAGGAAAGCCCAAUGUCCCACAAUGAAGAUGAAAUCAGCGACGGCGAUGAUUCCAUGAGAGACAACGAAGAUGGGGAUAGCUGCGAGGAGAACAGAAUGCCUCACAACAGCAUGCUUCCGGAGCAUGGUGACGUCCUAGCCAAGUUGAAGAUGCAAGUUGGAAGUAUCAAGCCUGGGGAGGAAUUCGACAUGCGUCAACUGGAAAGGCAGCUGAACUUCACCAACAUGGCGCAGUUUCAGGAGCGUUUCCAGGUCCCGGCGCCGUUCCCCUUCCCCCAUCCCGCAGCGGCCUUUCUGCCUCCCAUGACGCAACCCCAGGCCGCCCAACCCCCAUCUUCGGCCAGUUCGCACUCUUCAGAGGGUAGCGCAUCGUCCCAGACCACCUGGUCCUUCGAGGAGCAAUUCAAACAGGUGCGUCAGCUCUACGAAAUUAACGAUGAUCCCAAAAGGAAAGAAUUUUUGGACGAUCUAUUCUCCUUCAUGCAGAAAAGAGGAACACCUAUUAACCGCCUUCCCAUAAUGGCUAAGUCAGUCUUGGAUCUGUACGAACUGUACAACUUGGUUAUUGCAAGAGGUGGAUUGGUUGACGUGAUAAAUAAAAAAUUAUGGCAAGAAAUAAUCAAGGGGUUGCAUUUACCAUCUUCCAUAACUUCAGCUGCCUUUACACUCAGGACACAAUACAUGAAAUAUCUCUACCCAUACGAAUGCGAGAAGCAGAAUUUGAGCUCGCCGUCUGAACUACAGGCUGCCAUCGACGGUAAUCGCAGAGAAGGCAGACGCAGCGGCUACAGUCAAUACGAAGUGAUGAGCAGAUCCCCCAACCCCAACACCCUCAACUCAAUGGCGCAAAUUUCCCAGAUGCAGCAGAUGCAACUGAACCGCAUGACGACAGCAAUGGCAGCUCAAGAACACUCUAUAGUUGCAUCUCUUAUGGAAUACGGAGGAAGGACAAAUCCUAGCAACGGUGUCCAUAAAGUGAAUGCUACAGACACUGGCAUCGGAAUUCCAAACGGGGUCCAUCCAAGUCAUCCCCAACCCAUGAGCCAGCCCAGCAACGGUGGACCCCUACCUGGACUAGCACCCAACGAACUGGAAGCAAGAAUGAUGAAAUACAUGGAAUACUUGAACAAGGAGAUGCGGAAUAAUUCUGCGGCAGCCCAAGUGGCAUUACCACAAGUCAGAAACAACAUCUCUCCUCCGAACCCAACUGCCCAGACGAUGCAUCCGUACGACAUAUCAACCAGAAUGGCCCUCUGGAACAUAUACAACAACAACCAGGCUCCGGCUGAACCUCAGAAAGAAGCCCUGAACUUGGCAAACGGCACACCUGUACCGAGAUCUCCAGUGAUAAAAGAAGAACCAGAAGAAAGCAGGGAUGAAGUUGUACCCUCACCGAAGAAAAUUAGACGGGAAGAGAGCGAAACCAGUUGCAAUACAAUACCCAGUACAGCCACAAAUAUCAAAAUAGACACACGAGGGAACGCCAAUGGUGAAAGCUCGAUGGUGGUGAGUAUGGAGUUUAAUGGCAUAAAAUAUCAAGGAGUUUUGUUUGCGCAGAAUACGCGAACGACUGAUAACAGGACUCCAAUAACUUCAUAAGUUAUUUGGUGAUCUGGUACGCAAAUACUCGCCUCUUUUCACAAUUUUCCUCGAUGACAGUGGCCUGAUCUCCAUAUGGGUACUUCUCAGUGAGUUUCUGGCUUGUCUCUUUUAUAUGACCGAGUACGGAUUGUUGAUCGUUCGGGUAUUUGUGCACCAUGAACUGCUUUGUGAGACUAGUUGUUGUGCGUUCUUAGGGUAUUUAUUUUAGUAUGUGUGUAGCUUAUGUGAGAUUAGAAUACCGUCUAAAUAAUGCACAAUAUAUUCAGACUAGUGAAACGGUUGAUCGUUGUUGAAUUGGUAAUUAUAAAUGAGUCUGUUUAUUCGAAAUGUGAUAUAUAAUUAUGUAUUUAUGUGGCCAGUUUCAUAUGAGACUUAAAAUUGAGAAAAAACUGAGAGUCCAGAAUGCUCUCUCCAUAACUCUUAGUUACAAGAUUUUCAAGAUUGUAUGAGUGCAAUUGUGACAGUCGUUUUUGACUUCUUCAACUUUGUAACUAUAAAAAACCCUGAUGACAAACUUGAACAAUAUGUGUUUAUUGUUGAAUGUCAUAAAAUAUUUAAAAAUUUUACUUACCGAUAUCCUUCAGAAAUCUGGAGUCGCUUUUCGGUUUCUUAUAUUCACUUUAUUGUAAUGUUACAAAUUUGGAUGUGAUAAGGGAGUGGCAAAGCAAAUUUGACAGUGGGAACACACAGUACGAAGUUUUAUGCUGCGAAAUACUCUCAUAGACUAAUUCAUUAUCUGUGAAUGAUAAAUUGAUUGAACUGACCACAACCAUUUAGAAGCAAACCAUGAUCAACAACAGUAUAUUGCAAAUAGUCUUCACACAUGUGAAAGUAAUUUGAUGUACAUACUUUGUUGGAUCAAUUGAACUAUUUUAUUUAAAUUUUAUUGGGGAAUCCUGUGUGGUCUCACCUCGAAUGAAAAUAUAUGUGACAGUAUUCCAUAUCCAAACAAAAAAGUUUGUAUAAUUCACAAAAGACUGUUAAUUUCUAAAUGUAAAAAUUAUUGAAAUUGAACAGUUCAUCUGAUUUUGGAUAGUCCAAUGAACUGUUCAGAUGUAGUUUUAUUUAUAGUUGAGUACUUUUUUUAUUCCCAUAAUUUAUGACGUUAUAAAACUAAUUCUAUUUCGUAGCAAUAUUAGAAAUAGAUGGUUGUAGAUAAUCUGAUGUUAUUGUUCCGAUAGGUGUAAGAAAUUAAUGAUUUGGAAUCACCUCUUACGUUAUUUCUGUUUCAAUAUGAUUGUCUCAGGGAUAUUUGACGUUGAAAAUUCUGUAUUCCUGACUUUUGUGUUCCUCUCAUUUUCAUCAUCAUGUCGAACUGUUUACUACAGUUCCCUACUUCUGGCAACUACCAAAAUCUCAUUCAGAAUUGAUUUAUAAAGUAUAUAUUUUUUGUAAUUAAACUUUUAAAGAUGCAAAUAUAUGUAAAUACUUCAUCAGCAUUAAAUAUAUUCAUUAGA